Brassica napus (rape) is the source of this 847-nucleotide messenger RNA. RefSeq names its product TPD1 protein homolog 1-like. The record is from RefSeq and is a predicted model, not a curated record. NCBI's taxonomy places the organism in Eukaryota, Viridiplantae, Streptophyta, Magnoliopsida, Brassicales, Brassicaceae. The coding region runs from base 181 to 711 and encodes 176 amino acids. Gene Ontology annotation, biological process: cell fate determination. The transcript has 3 exons.
GCAGAUAAAUUUUGAGACGAAACAAGGGAUUGGCCAAUACCUUCUGGAACCAGCAGACAUGCAUGCAAUCACAAAGUUUCCUUUCUUAAGUUUCUUUCUCUCUCCCCACCAUGCAUGUGUGUAUCCAUACAUCUAUAAAACAGAGAAGAAGCCUCCACAUCUUUUGGCCAUUGCAAGAAAAUGAAACACUUCUACCAAUUCCAACUGCAGCUUGUCCUCUUCAUAGGUCUUGGCUUAUUGCUGUCUCUUCUUGCUUCAUUUGUUAUGAAGUGCAAUGCCUUGGAAGAUUUCACUGAUACAAGCGAUGUAAGAGACUUCAUUUCCAAUUACGAAAACCGCACUGGCCUCUCCAGAAAGCUUCUGCUAUCUCCGGAUAUUGGCGACGGGACCAAAAGGAUAGGAGAAGAAUGCUCAAAAGAUGAUGUUGUUGUCUUUCAAGGCUCAACGGUUCCACUUCCAAACGGAGUACCAGCAUUUACAGUUGAGAUCUUAAACGCAUGUGCCUCUGAUUGCAGCGUUGCGGAGAUCCACGUCAGUUGUGGCUGGUUCAGCUCGGUCAGACUGGUUAACCCUAGAGUUUUCAGACGACUCUCCUACGAUGAUUGUCUGGUCAAUGAUGGUCAACCUCUUGCUCCUGGACAGACACUCUCCUUUCAGUAUGCUAACAGCUUCGCUUACCCUCUCUCUGUCUCUUCAGUCUCUUGCUUCUAGUUUUAGACGUAUUUUCCACGGAACUCUGCUUCAGUUUUCAUCAAACGAAGAUCUUGGAUUGAGUUUGUGUUCUUCAAACCAAGGUCUUGGUUAGCCUACUAUUGUAAGCCAGUUUAAGUUUAUUAGUGUUAAACUG